GGCGAAAGGGGCGGGCGGAGGGUUGCUCGGAGUCAGGAAACCUGGUCGUUGUUCUCAGGGCCGCCUGAAGAUAAAAUUGCGCGCAACAGCUUAUAAAUCCGCGGCUCUGUCAUGGGGGAGAAAGUGGUGCCGCGCCGGGAGACAUGCAGCGAAGGCGAGGUAUUUCCCUUGAUUUGCUCCAACUCUCAUUAUGCCUGGUGUCAGAUUCUCAAUAUGUCUGAGCUACAAGCUUCUUUCUUUGCUUAUUCCAGCAAAUAUCUCAAUGAAACUGAGCCGAGUUUUUCCAUUCCCCUAAGAAACACAUACAGGCUAUAUGUAGGUGUGGUCUUGGCCAUCGGGUCCAGCAUCUUCAUUGGUUUCAGCUUUAUACUAAAAAAGAAGGGUCUUUUGCAGUUGGCUGAAAAGGGAUGCACUAGAGCUGGACAGGGUGGAUAUUCAUAUCUGAAGGAAUGGCUGUGGUGGGCAGGGCUGCUUUUAAUGGGAAUAGGAGAAGCAGCUAACUUUGCCGCCUAUGCCUUUGCGCCGGCAACUUUGGUAACCCCGCUGGGUGCACUGAGUGUUCUUCUAAGUUCAGUGCUCUCUUCCUAUUUUUUCAAUGAAAAACUUAAUAUCCAUGGGAAGCUGGGCUGCAUUUUAAGCAUUUUGGGGUCUACUGUGAUGGUAAUUCAUGCUCCUGAAGAGGAGGAAAUUACAUCGCUGGAUGAAAUGGAAAUUAAGUUAAAAGAUCCAGUAUUCAUUGGAUUUUCUGCAAUUAUAAUUGUCGCCUUGCUGGUGCUCAUUUUUGCUGUUGCUCCGAAACUAGGCCAGACAAAUAUCCUGGUCUACAUCUCUAUUUGUUCGGUGAUUGGUGCAUUUUCAGUCUCCUCUGUCAAGGGGCUGGGUAUUGCUAUUAAAGACAUGCUACAACAAAGGCCAGUUUUCCAACAUCCCUUGGUUUAUAUUUUGGGCAUGGUUUUGGUGCUGUCUGUCAGUACUCAGAUUAUUUAUCUCAAUAAAUCGCUGGAUGUAUUUAAUACAUCUCUAGUGACGCCUAUUUAUUAUGUGUGCUUCACAACUACAGUGGUGGUCUGCUCUGCCAUCCUCUUUAAGGAAUGGAAUAGCAUGGAGCUUGAUGACAUCAUUGGGACUUUGAGUGGAUUUUCCACCAUCAUUAUUGGCAUUUUCUUUCUACAUGUAUUCAGUAAUGUCAUGAUCACAUGGAGACAGUUGGCGUCUUCCAUUAAAAGAGAGGCAGUGUUACCUCUCCAUGAUUAUGAAGCUCAUCAUACUUUACUAGACAACAUGGAGGCUUCAGCCUUGCAGAGUGACGAGGACAACACUGUUCAAUGGAGAAAAUGAGCAACAGAAUGGUAAUCUUUAAGUCACCACCAACUGCAAAAAGAGCUGACCAGAAACAUCUUCAGAAAACUUACAUGAUCAGCCCAGGAGGGUACUUGAAGAGACAAAAACAGCAGCUGUGGAGUUUCCUGAUGGGACAGAAAAGCCAAUGUAAUAAUUAUGUUUUCAGGUGUUUCUUCUCUUUGGCAGAAUAUGAACUUCAGUGAUGAUUGUAAUGCUGUUUGGAAGACUGCGGCUUUGCUAAAUAACUGAAUUAUAUAUUUAAGUGUAAUUAAUUUUCAUAAAUAGUAUUUUAUACUUUUACUGUGUUUAAAAUACACACUCAGAGAAUGAAUUUACAGUUAGCUUGGUGUAGGCAAUCAUGACCUUCCUCAAAGCAUCAACUUCAUAUAAUGUUUUCAUUUUAUUCCCAAAGUUCUUUCACCCAGCAAAUGUCAACAAGAAAAAAGCACUCUUCAGGCAUUACAUACUAGCAAAGAACUGUGUAUUCAUUAAAAAAAAUCUUUCAUGAAAUCUGGAUCCUUAUAUAAAUAUUUUUAUUGUUUUCUUAAAAACAAUCUUUAGUUAUAUUUUUCCUACUAUUUUCAGUGAAGACAAGUUUUGUUAAUUAUCAGUUUUGAGUAUCAAUCAGUAUGUUUUGAACUUCUGUGCUUGGGUUGAGAGAUUCCACACAGUGGUUCUUAACCUUUGUUACUCAGACGCUUUUGAACUGCAACUCCCAGAAACCCCAGUCAGCACAGC
Molecule: messenger RNA, 2079 nt
Organism: Pogona vitticeps (central bearded dragon)
Lineage: Eukaryota; Metazoa; Chordata; Lepidosauria; Squamata; Agamidae
Gene: NIPAL1
Product: NIPA like domain containing 1
Biological process (GO): magnesium ion transport
Cellular component (GO): membrane
Molecular function (GO): magnesium ion transmembrane transporter activity
Source: RefSeq, a predicted model, not a curated record